AUGGCAAGCACCGACAGCAACGGCCAAGGCAACUCCCCCGUCUCCUCCGUCGAGGAGUUCACCCAAACCGCCUUCGACUUUAUCAUCUGCGGCGGGGGUACAGCCGGAUGCGCCAUCGCAGCACGCCUGAGCGAGGACCCCAGCGUCACCGUUGGAAUCGUCGAAGCAGGCAGAUACGCCAUUGACGAUCCGGUAAUCGACUCUCCCGCGGGGUUUUUCCAGGCAUUCGAGAACCCAGACUACGACUGGUGUCUGUACACCGCGCCGCAGACAGGCAACAAUGGCAAAGUCCAUCAUAUACCGCGUGGAAAGGUCCUGGGUGGCUCCAGCGCAAUCAACUACAUGAUGUACGUCCGGGGAUCACUGCAGGACUACGACGACUGGGCUGAGCUGGCCGGUGAUGACGGCUGGUCUGCGGCGUCGAUGAAGCAGUACAUGCGCAAGCACCAGUCCGUCAACACAGCAAUAGUCGACGCCCCCUCCCCCAUCGUCGCAGAGAACCACGGCACCACCGGCCCAAUCCGCACCAGCUUCAACGACGCAUAUCUGCCCCUCGACACUGAAAUCGUCAAAGCCGCCGCCGAAACGACCAAUCUCCCAAACAAGCCCGUUGACGCCUGGAGCGGCGACCACAUUGGCUUCUACCAUACCCUCGGUGCAGUCGCGCGCUCAGGGCCCAACGCCGGUAAACGCAGCUACGCCGGACGCGAGUACUACGAUGCCAACUCGUCACGUCCCAAUCUCAAGCUCCUCUGUCAAGCACGAGUCAACCGCGUCCUCCUCGACGGCACCAAAGCCACCGGCGUAAGUAUUAGCGUAGACGGUAAAGAGUACACUGUCUCCGCAACCCGCGAGGUCAUCGUCUGCGGCGGCACCAUCCAAUCCCCCCAGAUCCUCGAGCUCUCAGGAAUCGGCGACCCAGCCGUGCUCGCCGCAGCAGGCGUAGAAUGCAAAAUCGAGAACCCCGCUGUCGGAUCCAACGUACAGGACCACAGUCUCAGCCUCAUUAUCUGGGACCUCCACCCCGGAGUCGUCAGCUUAGACACGCUCUACCAAGUCCCCGAAGCCAUGCAAGGCGCAGUACAGCAGUACGCAGAAACAGGAACCGGCCCGCUGAGUGCUGUCUCCGGCACGCAGGGGUUUUUCCCUGCCAAACGCAUCCUGUCUGAAUCCGAGCUGGCCGAGAUGGUCCAGAGUAUCCGGGAUAUCAAACCGAGUACCCCGUUCCAUGAGAAACAGCUCCAGCAGGUGGUUGCCCAUCUGGAGAGCGACAUCUCCGCGAACAUGCAGUUCGUUUUCCUACCUGCAACGUUUAACCCCAAGGACGGGCCUGAGCAUCAAUCUAAGCUCGUUUCCCCGCCGGCGCCAGGUCAACCAGCCGGUGUCAGUGCUGCGCUUUGUAUCCAGUAUCCUGUCUCUAGGGGGUACAUCCAUAUCCAAAGCAAUGACCCCGCCCAACCCCCAAUCAUCCAACCAAACUACAUCACCGAAGAAGCAGACGUAACCCUCAUCGCCGCAUUCCUUCGCUGGGCCGACAAAGUUGGACUCUCCCCCUCUGUCUCCUCCUCCAUCGCCCGCCGCACAUUCCCACACCCAGAUCUCGACAUACAAGACCUAUCGCAGGCGAAGCAGGCCGUGCGCGACGCCGUAGUCGGAGAAUACCACAUCUGCGGAUCCGUCGCAAUGGGGGACGCGCUGGACUCGAACCUUCGUGUUAAGGGGGUGCAGGGUCUGCGUGUUGCUGAUGCAUCUGUGUUUCCAAAUAAUGUUAGUGGGAAUAUCAUGUCCAGUGUUUAUGCUGUUGCGGAGAGGGCGGCGGAUUUGGUGAAGAAAGACCAUGGACUUAUUUAG
Molecule: messenger RNA, 1851 nt
Organism: Aspergillus versicolor CBS 583.65
Lineage: Eukaryota; Fungi; Ascomycota; Eurotiomycetes; Eurotiales; Aspergillaceae
Product: GMC family oxidoreductase
Exons: 3
Coding region: 1-1851 (616 amino acids)
Molecular function (GO): oxidoreductase activity, acting on CH-OH group of donors; flavin adenine dinucleotide binding
Source: RefSeq, a predicted model, not a curated record